Lingula anatina is the source of this 1083-nucleotide messenger RNA. RefSeq names its product Golgi SNAP receptor complex member 2-like. The record is from RefSeq and is a predicted model, not a curated record. Gene Ontology annotation, cellular component: ER to Golgi transport vesicle membrane; SNARE complex; endoplasmic reticulum membrane. Gene Ontology annotation, biological process: vesicle fusion; intra-Golgi vesicle-mediated transport. Gene Ontology annotation, molecular function: SNARE binding; SNAP receptor activity. NCBI's taxonomy places the organism in Eukaryota, Metazoa, Brachiopoda, Lingulata, Lingulida, Lingulidae.
UCAAGGUCGUUUUUUCCGGACACGUCGAUCGCAAGUUCUUUAUGAAAUGACGACAUUUUUAUGUGUCUCAUUUCCCUGAACGUAACACUAAGGUUAUCAACUAAAUAUUUUGCAUUUUUCGUAAUUCAUAAGACAGCUGGUCCGGUUCACUGAUAGCAGAAAUGGACGCUUUGUACCACCAAACUAACCGGCUGGUACAAGAGGUACAGUCGGAGCUUGGUCGCCUAGAACGAGCAGCUGGCGGGGAGACGCAUUUACUAGAGAAUGAAAUACAGGCCCGAAUAGACCAGAUAGUCAGCCACUGUGAGCGCCUAGACAUUCUUGUGAAUAAGGAACCUCCUACGCGACGCCCCAAUGCCAAGGUUCGCGUGGAUCAGCUGAAAUAUGACUGCCAGCACUUACAGGUGGCCCUGAGAAAUAUGCAGCAUCGCAGAUACAAGCAGGAAGAACAAGAACGAGAACGCGAAGAGCUCCUCAGCCAGUCCUUCACCGCCAACGACGACCACACCUCCGUCAUGAUAGACGCUGCCGUCAAACACCACGACCGUCUCCAGUCCUCCCACAGGGACAUGGACAACUUACUGGGCAGUGGGAACAGUAUACUGACAAGUCUGCGAGACCAGAGGGGUACGCUGAAGGGCGCCCAGCGCAAAAUUCUGGACGUUGUGAACACUUUGGGGUUGUCCAACACUGUCAUGAGACUAAUUGAGAGAAGAACGUACCAAGAUAAAUUCAUUCUUUAUGGAGGAAUGUUUGUGACUUGUGUCAUCAUGUUCCUAGUGUAUAAAUAUUUAUUAUGAUGACACUUAUAAAAGAUAAUCCUUGACUUAUUACUGAAGUUAUGAGAGGCCACACUUGUUGCAAAGCACUUUGCGUCUUGUAUGGAAAAAGUGUUGUUUUGGUACUUCUGUUACUGCCUGUACUUGCUUAAUUUGCUGAAUAAUGACGUUAUUGAAAAGGAAUUUGCCAAAAAUAUUUAAAGGGAUAAUAACUAUUCAUUUCGACCAAAAAACGAAUUUUCCUGGAGUAAACAACAAUUUUCCCAUACUUACCAAUGGUUAAUGAAUCCAUUUUUACAUUCAA